Molecule: messenger RNA, 6901 nt
Organism: Xyrichtys novacula (pearly razorfish)
Lineage: Eukaryota; Metazoa; Chordata; Actinopteri; Labriformes; Labridae
Source: the annotation of a GenBank genome assembly
GGGAAAUCGAGGCCUGAGGCUUGAACGACCGCCCUUUUUGAGAGCACCGAGACUAGAACAGCGGUACAUGCGUCGAGGGAAAUACUAUCGCAAAACAACUUUUAGACGCAGCGCAGUCAAACUUGAGGUACGUAUACCGACGGGUUUUGACGCGCAUUUGGACCCACAGUGGUUAUAAUGAGAAAAUCUGUCCGGGAAAAGUGUAUUUUAAUGCGCGGUUUGAUGACGUAAUGUUGAUUGUCAAACGCGAAAUGGCGAGCGUGCUAAGAGGCCCGUUACCUGCAACUCUGUGGGGUUUUACAAUGUUUUUUACUUUCGUAUUAUGUUAUCGAAAGGAUAACAUGGGUAUAAAUACUUCCGGUGAGUUUGCUUUCGUUGUAAUUUGCAUUCCAUCUGUUUGCUAAACACUAGUAGGCUUAUUCAGUCGGGGGUAAGCUAGCGUGGCUAACGUGAAGCUGGGUCAGCGACAUAGCAAAGCGGCUGUUUUGGCUAAAUUAGCAACAUGCAUGCGUUCAUCACUUGUCCAAUCAUUCACCUGUCUGAGAUGGCAUGCCAGUCAAUGCUACUGAGGUUUAACGUUACAUUAUACAAGAUAUUAUAACACGUGUGUCAAGUGCAUUAUUCUUGGGGAUGUUGAUUUCUGGUCCCAUCACGUUGACUUCCUUCUUCUUUUGAUGUCCUCAAAAUAUUGUUGGAUGAAAACUUUCGCCUUAGUGAUCGUGAGGUAGACUUUACACUGGCUAAAAAACCUGCCUUGAGUACUGUUAACCUAAUAUUUCCAGCUUAGUCUAUCAUCACUUCAUGAUUGCAGGUGUGAACUUGUUUUUUUUUUUUUUUUUUUUUUUUUAAAGGUGUGGUUGUCACUUUUGGACUUGUCGAGCUAGUUUCUUGUGUCAUCUGUUUUGGAAGCGUCCUCUGUGAUCAUAUGUUUUUUUUCUGAUACUUUCUUUUUAUAGAUUUUCUUCAACAGUGUAUAAUACAUUAUACGUGGGGGUGGAAGGGGAACACAUUAAAAAGGAAAUAAAAGAAAAUUAAAUUUUUUUUUAAAAAAAAGCAAAAAUAUAUAUGUAAAAGAACAUGUUGGAUCACCAUGCCCAUAGGCUGUAUAUACUAUGGACAACUUGGUUCCGCCUUCCGUCAUUAUACGGAUUUGAAGCCAAAAAGCUCUCGGUAUUUCUGCGAUUUUUCUUCAUUUCCUGAAACCAGCGCUGCGCAUUAGCAUUGUGCGCAUUCAACAGUAGAGUAGCCAAGAGUUUCUGUGAUGACGCUCGGCUCAAACAGCGUAUCCCCUGGGUGAGCUAUGCAAUCCCUGAACGCCAAUAGGCUGUAUCAGGUGUCAAUCAUAGAACACAUGAACCUCCUAAUGACUUUUAAAAACGAAGCUGCACAGUGAAAAUGAGGACUUGAGCACAAACCAGUCUCACAAUAACUACAUGUCAACAUCACAAGCAGGGGGGAGAAAAUUUUAUGCUCUGUGUAAUUAAUUUUAAAGUUUUUCCACAUCUCCAUAAGCUUUGCUGGCAGAGGUGGGAUUUAUGACCUAUACUGCAGCCUGUCACCAGAGGGUGCUGUUCUCGGAGUGACUUCACCCAGCAAGGAGGCAGACUCUGUCCAUUCUUUAUACAGUCUGUGACCAUGCCUCUACAGUUUGAUCAUUUUUCUUUGUCAGUGUGAAUGUCUUCGUCCCGUUAUUUUAACGUAUUUGGUCCAUUUUUCCCAUUUCUGGCAGCACUGUUCUUCUUGAGUCUUUAUUUUAUAAGUCAAUUGUUCCAUAGUUUAUAUUUCGUCCAUAAUUUCCAACCAGUCUUCCUGUGAUGGUGGGUCCGCCCUGUAUCAUUUUCUUGUAAUUGCCUUUUUACAGGCUGCUAAUAUAAUUUUCAAUAUGUGUCUAUCGUCCUUCAGUAUGACAUUUCCUGUAGUGAUACCAAGAUAUAAAAAUGUACAAGACUUAGAUACAGCAUAACCCCAAAUUUCACCUAUAACCACAUGAACAUCUUCCUAAAAUUUUGCGAUCUUAGGACAGAGCCAGAACACAUGUGAAUGGUUCACAUUUACCUCUCCAUAGCUUCUCCAACAUGGCAGUGGUAUUGAAGUGUGUUUACUCUUGAUUUCGGGUGUUUUAAAAAAUCCUAUUAGGUUUUUCCAGCAGUGCAGUCUCCAAACAUGGGAUGAUGUUUUCUGCUGUGUUCUCCAAAUAUGUGGCCAUUCAUCGUCAGAUAUGUUCACACCCAGUUCUCUCCGCCAUCUCAGUUUUACAUAUGUCGUUGUACUGUGAUCAUAUUUUUAUCCAUCCAGCACUUCUUAAAAAAGAGUCUCAAUAUGUCCAAUAAAUAAAAACAGUGAAAUCAAACAACAAACAAUAAAAGGAUGAUGAUAAUUAUAAAAAUGUAAGUAGGGCUACCAUUACAACAUAAACUACAGUCAAAACAAACAACAGCUGAUUACAUCAAAUGUGUAAGAUUCAAUACUUCAAUAAAAUAUGGUUAGAUAUAGAAACAUAGCAAAUCCAGUGGGUUUCAAGAAGAUUUAAAAGGGGGCAUUGGGAGUAGGGUGCUGCUGGAAGACCACAGGCAGCAUCAGCCUCAAAGGGAGUUAUUAACUCACAGUUAUAGGCAGGAACCUGGCUAUUUAAGAUUUUAACAACAAUCAGAAUAAUCUUAAAAUCAACUUUGAAAGUCUUAUCUUUUUUAACUCAAGAUAGCGUUUCCUCAGUCAUCUGUGGCAAGUUGAAGAGUCCUCACCUGGUCUUUUGUGUAUGCAUCGGUGUGUGAGUGCUUUAUGUGUUGAAUGGAGGUUGGGAGGGUGAGUGGGGUUUGGUAUCUGUAUUUUUAUUUAUUUUAUUUCAUUGUUUUUUUAAUAUCCUGGGCGAAUGGACAGCACUUUGUGCUACAUUCCAUGUAUGAAAAGUGCUUUAAAAGUAAAGUUUGAUUGACAGGAAUACCAACCAAUCCCAAUAUUAAGAUCUUUGUGGUCAUUUUCUCUGUUCCCUGCAGAGCAGGAUAAGGUGAGUAAUGGCAGCAGAGGUGGAGGUUGAAUUGGAUGGAUGUAAUGAGUACCCAGCACAUUACAAAGUCAUGAUGGACAAACUAAAUGAACAGCGACAGCUGGACCAGUUCACAGACAUCACCCUGAUAGUGGAUGGUAAGUAAGCAUAUCUUAUAAGUCCUGGUGUCUUGGGAAAUUUGAAAGCCUUCUGAGAGUUUAUAACCUCUCUGAUUUUGAUGUCUGUUAUGUCUUCCAGGGCACCAGUUCAGAGCUCAUAAAGCAGUGCUGGCAGCAUGCAGUCAGUUUUUCCACAAGUUCUUCCAGGAUUUUACCCAGGAGCCACUGGUGGAGAUAGAAGGUAUUCAGUUCUCAAUUGCAAAAAAUGAGAAAACUUUACAGCCAUUGUUUGCACAAAGAGAUGUAACCUGUUACUGUUAACAUACAGCAAUUUAUAUUCAUUAUUGCUGUUCUGUCAUUUUCUGACAGGAGUGAGUAAUACGGCCUUUCGCCAGCUGAUGGAGUUCACAUACACAGCAACUCUAUCGGUAGGAGGAGAGGAGGAGGCCUAUGAUGUGUGGAAGGCUGCUGAAUACCUCCAGAUGCAAGAAGCCAUCAAAGCACUUAGCAAUACGUAAGACUAACAUACAUAACAUACUAACAUACUUGACUCAAUUAAUUUAUAAAUGUUGUGGUGAACUGUGUUUCUGAUCAAGAGCUUAUCUCCUCUUGUAGGGUAAAUGAUAAUCCUCCACUUACAGCCAGGAGCAAAGGUAAAAAGAGGAAGAUUGCUGAGACAUCAAAUGUCAUAACAGAAAGUCUACCAUCAGUGGAGGGAGAGCAGGUCAGUGGGUACAUAGUGGUCACAUUCAUGGAAAUAUAGAUUUUUGCCAAAAAAGAUACUCUAUUGUCAGAAUCAAAUAGACUUUGAGAAAACGUUAUCUGUACCUUAUCCACACUUUUAAUGACUGGACUUGGAUGUUUACAAUGUGAUCCAGGUGGAGAUUGAGGUGAUAGGUGAAGGAGCCAUAGAGGUGGAAGAGGCUGGACUGGAGGAAGUGGUGGAUGCAGCGAAGAAUGCACAGGCAUCAGAUGACUCUGCUUUGGCUCUUCUUGCUGACAUAACCAGCAAGUAUCAGCAAGGGGCACCUACCCUGCACAUCGUUAAAAAAGAUGAGAUAGAGGAAGUAUGUUGAACAAACCUCCAUUUUUUUGUUUAUUAAACAUUUAACCGUACAGUUCUAUCUGAAAGUAUGAACCGUGGCUUGUCUCUGCUCAUUAGGAGGUGGUCUAUCAAGAGGAAACAGUGGCUGCUUCCAAAGUGCUGGAGAAUGUCGAGGUUGUAGAAGUCCAGAUUUCCCAAGUGGAUAACAUGUUCCGCUGCAACAAGUGUGACCGGAGCUUCAAAUUGUAUUACCACCUCAGACAGCACCUCAAAACUCAUAUGGGCUUACUGGAGAAGCCCCAUGUCUGCAACCACUGCGGUAAAGCCUACACGCGGGAGGGCGCCUUGAAACAGCACAUCAGCACAUUUCAUUUCGAGGCAGAGGAACUUUCUCGAAAUCAGAAACCACAGAAGAAAGUGCACGUUUGUGAAUACUGUAAAAAGCACUUCGACCACUUUGGCCACUUUAAGGAGCACCUACGGAAGCACACUGGUGAGAGUGAAAAAUAUUCUUUUACAGAUUAAAACACAACUAUAUUUUUGCUUGCUUAGUGUCAAACAUAUUGCUUGAAAACACAUGCUUGGAUUUAUCUUUGUAUCCAUAGGCGAAAAACCUUACGAGUGUCCAGAUUGUCAUGAGCGAUUUGCAAGGAACAGCACAUUGAAAUGCCAUAUGGCCGCCUGUCAGAACGGGGCUGGAGCCAAGAAAGGACGCAAGAAACUCUAUGAAUGCCAGGUACUGUUUGUGCAGAAUUGAGGCUAUAAAAUGCUCCUCUACUAAUGUAGGGUGUCAUAAAAAUAUACAGUAUAUACUUUUUGAGGUCAGUUCAGGUAACUUGAUCAUGUUUUCAGAAAAUAUUCUCUGUUGCUAAGCAAUGCUUAGAGAAUUUGAAAAAUGGAGAAACAGAGCAGCAACUACUUUUAUAACACAGAUUAGUUUUCUCAUAUCUUAUCAAAAGAAUCAAAUAUUGUAGCUGUUGAUGUAGUAAAACAAGAGCACUGACCUUUUUAUGGCCUUUAUUACCUCCGCCAAGGAGGUUAUGUUUUCGGUAGCGUUGGUUUGUUUGUUUGUUAGUUUGUUUGUCUGUUAGCAACCUUACGGAGAAAGUUACAGACGGAUUGACCUGAAGUUUUCACCAGAGGUGCGUCUCAGCCCCAGGAGGUGGUGAUCCGGAUCACCUUCUGUAUCCAGGAAUUUUUUGAAGGAUUCUUUAUCAUUGUGAGAUAGGGCAAAUUUUGGAAUUUUUGCAUUUAACUCUAUAAAAAUGCCCAGAGUCUUUAGUAAAAAAUGACACAAAAGGAUCUCAAUGAGUUUUAUGAGGUGUCAAAGGUUGAUCCUGAUCCAGACAAAAUUCCAGAUACUGUGAUCCAGAACACACAAAAAUAAGGGUGUCGUUGGAAUUUUCAAUGCUGAAAGAUAACCAAUGGGCAGCACAGUGGUGUAGUGGUUAGCACUGUCGCCUCACAGCAAGAAGGUCCUGGGUUUGAAUCCUGGUCAGGGCAUUUCUUGUUUUAGGAACAUUAUGAACAGUGAACAUACCAGUUUAAACACAAAUAAAAGUUAAUAAAAGACACGUAACAGUAAAAGUUUUGGUGUGAAUCACAAUUUAAGGGGGCACAUGAGCUGCUUGGCGGAGGUCUGCGCUCUCCGAGUGCUUUUCUAGUUUGUAGUUUAGAGUGCUUACAUCCCUUCACUGUGUCUUCAUCAGGUCUGCAGCAGUGUAUUCAACAGCUGGGACCAGUUCAAAGACCACCUUGUAAGCCACACAGGAGAUAAACCCAACCACUGCACAAUGUGUGAUAUGUGGUUCACGCAUACAAAAGACCUAAAGGCACACCUCAAACAAGUCCAUUCCAUCGAGGACAAGUCAACCGAAGAACUGGUCAUCACCGACUCUGCUGCCACAACAGCCAUCGCCAUCGCAACACAGAGCAUAGACGGAACCGAAACAGUGCUACUGGACGAUGGGAUCCAGGUGGAACACGUCACCAUGGAGCCCAUGGAUGUGAUGGAGAUGGAGGAGACCACAACAGUUGUAAUGGAAGAUGGAGGGGUUACAGAGAUGUGCGAGGAGGAUGUUGAGAGACUAAAGCAAGCUGGGGUGCAGAUCCAGGUGGUGCACGUGACUACGACCGAAGUUGAUGGGCAGCAGGAGAUGAACCCUCAGGUGGAAGUAGAAGUGGAGGGAGAAAUGGUACAUGCUGAGGAGGCAGUGCAGGCAGUGGUUGUAUGAGACUGUGGCAAGAACUGACUCUGACUCUUCUGAACCCUGUAGCUGACACCUUCUAAAUAUGUAAAGAAGACUGCAUGUGGGAUAAAGCAUGUCACUUCAACAGACCCUCCUGUCUGCCAUCACUUUGAAUGAAUUGGUUACCAACAUUAUGACUCUUUGAAAUUUGAUUGAAAGAGUUUUGGAAAUAUAUGAUUUUAUGUUGAUCUUGUAUUUAUUUUUGAGCCAUGUGUCAUUAUACAACAUGUUCUUCUGGACUCCAGAAUGCUUCAUCAAUCAUAGUUCAUGUGUUUUUUUAUUAUGAUUGUCUGUGUCUUCAUGUAACCCCAGAUUUCUAUUUACCUUUAGUUCUGGUUACCUACAAAGACAAUGAGACAAUAAAUGAAUGAUUUUUGUUGCAGCUGAUGAAACAGCUGAUACACUUUGAUGCCAACGCUCCAUUCAGUCUUGUUCAAGCUCAUUUCAUAUGAAUUUUAGUGUUUUUGUAAGAAAGACUCGGAGGAAUAAAAACAUUUUCUAGGAU